This is a messenger RNA of Paramuricea clavata, 2480 nucleotides long. The record is from the annotation of a GenBank genome assembly. Lineage: Eukaryota; Metazoa; Cnidaria; Anthozoa; Malacalcyonacea; Plexauridae.
AUGAAAGAGGGCAAUCCAUUUGGUCCAUUUUGGGAUCAUUUUGGAGUGGAUUUUGACAGCUAUAUUGAACACAAAGGUCUUCUCUAUGGCACUGAUUUUGAACCUGUUAAGAAUGACUGGAAUACGAGGUACUGAGAAUUAAUAUUAGCCAAGGAUUGUUUAGAAAACUCAUUUCCAAUCUAUUUGGUAAUUUGUGUUCAUUUGAUGAACUGCUAGAUUAUAGUUUGCUAAUCACAUCUUUGUCUACAUCUAAACUACAUUUGUCACUGUUUGUAGUUUGCCUUAACCCAUUGAGUUGCAUUGUGCCCUACUUUAUCAUUUUACUCUGUCUAACACCAGGCAAUUUUACUUGUCAAGGAGAGUGCUGGCGUUUAAUGGAUUAACUGGCCUAUCUGCCCAUGUCUCUAGUAGUUAAUCCAUUGAGUCACAUUGCACCCUGAUGCACUCUACUUUAUUAUUUUACUCAUCAAGGGGAGAGCACUAGUGCUUAAUGGGUUAAACAGCUCCCAUCUGAAAUUCCACUUCAAUUUGUUUAAAUGUGUAUUCUGAAGGUUUCCAAGCGCGAAGUAUCCUGUAAUUGCAUUGAUGGGUGCACCUGGAGAUUUUCCAGUUCUGGAACGAAACAGAAGGCUGCAAAAGUAUCUACAAUGGUCAGAUGAAAUUAACAAAAUAUCUGAUGAAUUUAUUAAGAAUGUCUUGCCUGAAGGACCUUUUGUUGGUAUCCACUUGCGGACAGGUUCAGACUGGGUAAUAGAAAUGUUAUAUACAGUUAUAUCAAUACUGUUAUUUUAGUAAUUGUUGUAUGUUAGUACACAACAGAUAUUUCCCCAAUUUGAAUGCACAUACACACGAAGACAUGAUAUAUACGAUAAUAUUUUGAUUUACAAGAACAAGUCUGUAUAAUACAGAAUUUCAGUACUAAUGCCGCACGUAAUGUAAAAGAUGGGUUGACAUUACUAGUGUAAUGGUGAUAUUGAUGGUGGUGGUAGUGCCGUAGGUGGUGGUGAUGGUAGUCGUGAUAAUGCAGAUCAGCACAAAGCUGUAUAGGAACAAAUUCUGUGAUUGGUUUAUUAUAGAAAUGAAACACAAACUACCAGGGACGUCUCCACUGGGGGUGACUAACACCGACAUUUUUGAAGUUUGAAAAGUUGGUCAAAAUAGUUGUCAUGAUCACUUUUGAUCGCUUGUUGGUUUUUCAAAUUGGUUUACCUUGUUAACUAACUAUUGUAGUACUCAAAAGCGCAAAGUAUUUUGACUCGCGGGCUUUUCACCUUGUCUUAAGGUUACAGGACACCCUUUUUUGCGUUUUGCGGAAAAUCGCUACUGCGCGCUCAAUAUCAGUCCGAUUUUCAUCAAAUUUUCACCAAAUGUUCGCCAGUUGUAAAAUUAACAAACAAUAAAAUAAUAUAAGAAUUAUUCAGGAAAAUCUUAAAUCGCGGUACCGUUACGCUUUUGAGUUGUGCUCCUGCUGGUUUUAAGAUAUAUUUAUGAAAAUAUCAUUUUUAUACAGUAAAAUAGUUCUAAAAAAUUGUGUUCGGAAUUUUUUGUUUAUUUCGUACGACUGCAAUAUAUUUUUGAAUUGUUUGAGUGAAUUGCUCUUUAUUAUUAAAAUAUCCAAAAUUAAAAAAAAGCCGAACACAAUUUUGAAACUGACGUCUUUAGCUAUGUCCUGUGAAAAUUUGAGAAAAAUUGGUCAAAACCCGCAGGAGCACAACUCGUUUGAAAAUCAGUAAUUACCGUAAAAUUCUUCGGGAGAAAAUUGAAUUUGAAUAUUACAUUUUCAAUGUUUUUCUUAUUGCAGCGAAAUGUAUUUUAUUAAAUAACUCUGCGAGUUUUCAACAUUUUUCGUUCAAACUUGGUCAGAUAGUAGAACUAGUCUAAUGCUUUCAUGGAAACCAAUAAAAAAAAUUUAGGCAAAAUUAACACUCAAAGAUGUUCUGUAACCUUAACGACUUAAGCAUUUUAUAGUCUUUCCAUCACAAAUUUGAUGGAGUCAGCCCUUUGAAAAAUGAAAAGUUGGUCAAAUGUUUGACUUCGCGACGUCCUUGUAAGUUAUACAAUAUAUUUUCUGAAGAACGGUGGCCAAUUGCAAAACACGUCCAUUCUAGCUUCGACCAGUUCGUGCUUACUGUAUGAUGGUGGUAUUAAUUGGGUCAACAAUAAUGAGAAUAGUUUAAAACUGUCCCGGCUGGGACGACUUUCUGAGGCCUGACAGCUUAAUUUUUCUUUUCACCAUGUAGAAAAAUGCCUGCAAUCAUAUAGGAGAAGAUUCACAACGACUAUUUUCGUCGCCCCAAUGCACUGGCUACGACAAUGAAUACAAACUGACAACAGACAUGUGCUGGCCUUUAAAGAAAGCAAUCGCAAAAAAGACAAGAAACAUGGUGAAACAGUACAAGGCAAAUUCUGUGUUUAUUGCAACUGAUAAUGAUCCAUAUACCCCAGUUAUUGAAAAGGAAUUGAAAACAUUGAAACGGACG